CUCGUUUUGGAUCAUCAUGCCGAUGUAAAAAGUAGUGCGUUUCUCUUGCAGUUUUUGCAACUUCUCAGCAGCAUUCUGGAUGCACUUUGCCAUGUUCACAAAAGUAGAAUGCCUAUUUCAAAAAAUAUGGAGAAAAAUCAUGUAAAAGCAGGUCACCCCUCUACCCUUAGUGUGCUUAAACCUUGAUAUACACAUACAAGUACAGAAGAAAUAUUCAGAGAGUCAGACUAUAAGAUAUGGAACUGUACAAUCACAUUACUGGUGUGUGGAUUACAGAAGUUACUCGUGACUAUAGAAAAUAGGAUAGAUUCCGAGAGUGAUCCGUGCACUGGGAAGAUAUCGCUAUGGACACCGGAAACUGAACAGGGAAUAUUUAAGCAGACAUUGUGAAAACUAGCACAUGACUGGUGGGCAAAGGCGAGUACUAUGGUAUUCAAGAUAUGGCGACCAUCUUUUGGCUUUUACUGGUUUGUACUGCAACAGGCGUUGCUGCCCAGUCAGAAAACGAUGGUCAGGAUGUUACUAUAAUCAUAUCUGCUUCGGUUGGCGUGACAGCAGCUGUUGUCAUCAUCAUCGUUUGUGCAGGGUGUAUCUACCACACCAGAGCAGUAAAGAAAAUACGAACCAAAGUCUGGAUGCGGGAGCUUAUUAAUUGUAAACAUAGACACGAUCUUAUAGACACGCCUGAUAAACUGGCAACAUUGGAGAACUACUUUACGGAGCAGGAAUUGGACUCAGACCGACUAUUUGUUGCUGUUGUUGAGGAAGAUGAAGAACGUCAGCGAACUGAAGAUACAAAAGAACAUGGACUUGAUUUGGACAAAAUGUUUUCGAUAGAGAAUGAGAGGCGGAGAGUUUCUGAUAUGUUACACGCGCCAGAUAAAGUGAAACAGCUAUAUGAAGAAACAGAAAUGGAGAUAUAUGAAACCAAUGUUAAAGGUACAUACAGUGAUCUUGAACAGCAGGGAGAAAAUACUAGUAAACAAAAUGCAAAUUCAACAAUUCCUAUUGUUAAAACACAUCGAAUAUACGGAGAAAUAGAAAAGGCAAAUGAAAAGGAGUUUAAAGACAGCGAUGUGGACGAAUCGCAAGAAGACGAUAUGUUCGAAAAGAAACACAGUGCAGCUGAAACAUCUGAUAUCGCAAAUGAACAAAAUGAAGAAGAAAAAACAGAGUAUCAUGAAGCAGUGGUAGGUAUAUACACUGAAACUGAUAGACAGCUGAACAAAAGUGUUUCUGAAAAAGACUUUAAAGAAAAUAAUGUUAAUGACCAUCCUGACAUAAAUAAAGAAACAAUUCUUGAAAGAAAUACUCUUAAGCAAAAUGAAAGCAACGAUCCUUCGCACGAAAACAACGUUUCUAAAAGACAGACAGCAGAAUUUUUAAGUCUCCCAGAAAUAGAUCAGUUUUUUAAUCUGGCAAAUGAGACAUAUCAUAGAAAAAAGAAAAGCAAGACUAGAAAAACAAGCAGAAAGAAAAUAUCAAAUUUACGGAAGCAUUUAAAAGCCAUUAUUUCAGAAAACAGUGGGAGUUUCAAGAAGUCUGGUCAUAAAAGUUCCUCAAAAGUUUUAAAAAUAUAUACACAAAGAAAAAUGUCAAAGACUGAUAUUUCAAAGGAAGAUGAGGAACACAGACGAUUUUCGUCAGAAACGGGUCCAAAGGAAGGAUUAAAAAGCAAAACAUUGCAGCAUUCUACAAACUCUAAGCGGGAUAAUCAUCAAUCAAGUAUUGCGCAUCAAAGAAAGAAACCAACACACAAGAAAACAAGAAAAGGUAGUGGUUAUGUACACUCAGCUCCCGGUACCCCCCGGAACCGAAGUCUAAGCCGAGCUAGUGCCUUUUCACAAAAAUCACUAAAGAAUAUUUCAAUGACAGAUAUUGGUAUUAAUAUAGGACAAACGUAGCAAGGUAAAAAGGAAGACAUAAUAACACUAUAACGAUAGAAAUUGAAAAGAUAAUAAUAGGUACCUCGUUGCAAAAAGCUGAUAACUGUUUUGAUAUUAAGAAGCACUUUUUCGCCUUUUUCCGCUAAGGUGACGAUUUAUUAUUUGAAAACCCGACCUGCAAGAAACGUUGGAAGAAUAAGUUAUAAAAAAUACAACCUAGUCAAAUCAUAAAGCUGAAAAAUGGACUGAUUAUUAAUGAUUAAGCUACACGAAAAACACACACAAGAAAAAAAUAAUUAUGGCGGAAUGAAACAACCAAAGGUUGGACCAUGACAAAAAACCUAAGGACUCGUGGAAAACAAAACAUCCGAUUACGCGAAUCAAAGCAAAAACCAAAAUUAUCUGACGACGAAAGUCUAGUAGAUAUUUAUGGUGGUGCAUUCGACAAUUAUAAUAUUGAUAUGCAAGUCGGCAUGCUUCGGACGUAAAUGUAGCUUAACUCGCACAAUGCGUUCCGUAAAAAAACGGAAAGUGCCGAAAUCGCAUACGGAGAUUACGUCAUAAUUUUUUAACAUAAGUGAGCAAAGUGACCAAACUGACAGCGCAUGUUUACUGUAAAGUAAGCUUGAAAAACACAGUGGGAAUUAAGGCUAAUUGAAAUACGCAGAAAGUAAUUGACAAAAGGAUAAAACAAGCAAUAUAAAUUAAAAAAAGAAUAUAUAGUCAUGGAAAAAGAAUUCAGUUGAAAUAUACAAAGGAGUUUUUUUUUAUGAAUUUUCAGUGAACAAAUUGACAAAGUAACAUAGCAAUUUAUUUGUAGCAGAAGUGAAGAAAAGUGUGGCUGAAUUCUCGGACAUGCCUGCAUAUGAAAAAUAAAUAUAUUAGAUAUUUGACAUUAUUGAAGCUCAUUAAAACUGUUCAUUAUAUUUUCAAUAUUAGCAUGCAUUAAAGAUAAUAUAGUGAAAAAGAUG
Mercenaria mercenaria is the source of this 2857-nucleotide messenger RNA. Its product is annotated as interaptin-like. The transcript is spliced from 5 exons. Bases 441 to 1904 code for a protein of 487 amino acids. Lineage: Eukaryota; Metazoa; Mollusca; Bivalvia; Venerida; Veneridae. The record is from RefSeq and is a predicted model, not a curated record.